Messenger RNA from Prosopis cineraria, 2969 nucleotides. Its product is annotated as potassium channel KAT1-like. The record is from RefSeq and is a predicted model, not a curated record. Gene Ontology annotation, molecular function: voltage-gated potassium channel activity; protein binding. Gene Ontology annotation, biological process: transmembrane transport; potassium ion transport. Lineage: Eukaryota; Viridiplantae; Streptophyta; Magnoliopsida; Fabales; Fabaceae. The coding region runs from base 405 to 2609 and encodes 734 amino acids. The transcript has 11 exons. Gene Ontology annotation, cellular component: membrane.
GGAUCAAGCCUAACCCCACGACCACCAUUACCACCAUUUAUAUCGUUUCUGUAUCCUCUUGUACGCGCAGAAUUCUCUGCACCUCCAUGCCAGAAAGCCUCCUGUCUGCCACUUCUUAUACCCUAUAUGCCUAUUUUCCUCAUUUCCUUUGUUUGUCGUAUAAAAUGGAAGAUUUUUCCUACACCCUUUUACCUCUCUGUUUUCUACUUUAUCUCGCAUUGACUGCGUAAGCUUCCCGAUUAUUCUUUUGAAGCAGUAUAUAUAUCACAGGGAUUUUAAGGAAAAGGCAAGCCAAAACGGUCUUAAUCCGUGCGUGCAAUUCAACAGCCUGACUAUAUAUGUAAUCACUUGCGACCAUUAGAAAACAUAACUGCCUCUACUGUAGCCACAGGAAUUCAAACCCAAUGUCACUUUCCUGUGCAAAAAACUUCUUCCGGAGGUUCUGGGUUGAUGAAUUCCAAAUGGGAAGUUUUGCACAUAGCAGCUUUCUGUCUAACGAUCUCCUGCCAUCCCUUGGAGCCCGAAUCAACCAAGAAACUAGACUACGAAGAUACAUAAUCUCCCCUUUCAACCCCUGGUAUAGGACUUGGGAGAUGUUACUGAUUAUUCUGGUCAUCUACUCAGCCUGGAUUUGCCCCUUUGAGUUUGCCUUUCUUCCUUACAAGCAAGAUGCAUUAUUUAUCAUCGACAACACUGUCAAUGGCUUCUUUGCCAUUGACAUCGUCCUGACAUUCUUUGUUGCAUAUCUAGAUAGCCACUCUUACCUUCUUGUUGACGAUCACAAGAAAAUUGCAGCAAGGUACCUCUCCUCCUGGUUCAUUUUUGAUGUCUGCUCAACGGCACCAUUUCAGUCCAUCAGCCUACUCUUCACUAAACAUAGUGGCGAGCUCGGCUUUAAACUGCUUAACAUGCUUCGCUUAUGGCGUCUGAGACGCGUGAGCUUUCUGUUUGCAAGGCUUGAGAAAGACAUCCGCUUCAAUUAUUUCUGGACAAGGUGCACAAAGCUCAUUUCUGUAACCUUGUUUGCAGUGCACUGUGCCGGGUGCUUUAACUAUCUGCUUGCAGAUAGGUACCCUGAUUCUAAAAAGACCUGGAUUGGUGCUGUGUACCCAAAUUAUAAAGAACUAAGUCUCUGGGACAGAUAUGUGACUUCAAUAUAUUGGUCCAUUGUCACACUUACAACUACUGGGUACGGGGACUUGCAUGCUGAAAACACAGGGGAGAUGCUGUUUGAUAUCUUCUACAUGCUGUUCAACUUGGGAUUAACGUCAUAUAUUAUUGGAAACAUGACAAACCUUGUAGUCCACUGGACCAGCCGCACCAGAAAUUUUAGAGACACAGUAAGAGCAGCUUCAGAAUUUGCUUCAAGAAACCAUUUGCCCCAUCAUAUACAAGAUCAAAUGUUGUCGCACUUGUGUUUGAAAUUUAAAACGGAAGGAUUGAAGCAACAAGAAACACUAAAUGGUCUGCCUAAGGCGAUUCGUUCAAGCAUUGCAUACCAUCUAUUUUUUCCCAUACUGCAGAAGGUCUACCUCUUCCAAGGAGUUUCUCAUGACCUUCUUUUCCAACUGGUUUCAGAAAUAGAAGCAGAAUAUUUCCCACCCAAGGAAGAAGUGAUCCUGCAAAACGAGUCUCCAACAGACCUUUAUGUACUGGUUUCAGGGGCGGUGGAUAUUAUUCGCUACAUUGAUGGACGAGAUCAAGUUCUUGGCAAGGCAAUUGGAGGAGAUACAUUUGGUGAGAUCGGGGUUUUAUACAACAGACCACAGCCUUUCACAAUUCGGACAGUAGAGCUUUCUCAAGUAUUAAGACUUGGCAGAAUUUCCUUAAUGAAUGCCGUACAAGCAGCCCCAGAAGAUGCACAAAUUAUAAGGAAUAACCUUUUCAUGAGAUUUAGGGGACAAGGCCUGGGUUCUGAAUAUGUCCAUGAAAUGCUUUAUGGAACAAGAAAAGGAGGCUUUGCUAAAAAUUCAAAUGGAAAUUCCAUAGUGAAUGAAGGAGAAUACAAAGAUUUUACAGAGUCGGACGAUGCUAUUCAUGCUGCUGCAAAGGACAGUCAACAAAAUAUGGUUGAAAUUUUGCUCCAGAGAGACACAAAUGUAAAGAACCCAAAUUCCCAACCAUGGACACCGAAAGUUCCCAUAGAGCAGCAACAAAACAAGAGCAUUUCUGACCUCUUUAUCAGUGGUGAAAAUAGGAGGAAAUCAGAUAAAUAUAGAAUAGAGUUGGCGGCUAGGAAUGAUCUAACCAGAACCAGAAGCCAUGAUGGUCUUGGCCCCAUCGGCUUUCCAAUAGAAAAAGCAUACCCAACCACUUAUUCAGGAAAUACCAAUGGCCUAGGUGAUAUAGAAAUGGCAAAAUGCACGAAAAAGAGAGUUACCAUCCACCUGAUCUGUGAACACUGUAGUACUGCACAGGGGCAUGGGAAAUUGAUACUUUUGCCUGAUUCUUUAGAAGAGCUGCUCAAGGUUGCUGGUCACAAAUUUGAAGGCUCCAAACCUACAAAUGUCGUUACUGCACAAAAUGCAGAGAUAGAUGACAUAAGUGUCAUUCAAGAUGGUGAUAAUCUCUUUCUUCUUUGCAGUGAUAGAGAACAUUUGAGUUCAUGAUGUUACCAAUGGAGUUAAAAUUGCAUAGCACGUUACCGCUAGGAAGGUAAUGAUAUAGUAAUAUUAACGAUACCAUGCAGGAGCAAAAUAUCAUGAAAUCAAAGAGCUCCAUUUCAAAAGCUUCUCAUUUUCAUUGCUGGAAAAAGUUUUACAAUUUUUUCAGUAUUAGGGAGCUUGCAUGUCUAAGAAGAAUAAUUUGUGUAUAAUCAAAAUGAAAGAAGCGCAAAUGAAAUUACUGAUGUAUUGCACGAUUCGGACAUUUAAUGGCUUACAAGCAGAAGUACGCUUGCUUCUUGUAUGCAUACAUGAGUGACAUCAAAGAAGCAUCUUAUUGUACUGCUGCGGUUUGGGUUGCUAAAA